AUUCGCGUCUGCGCGGUUUGAAAUUUCGCGUUGCAUGAGCGUAGCGCGUCGUCCGUCGACCACCCACUCUUCGAGAACACAGUCUUGUGAUAUAUAUUUUUCGCCGGACCAAUCGCGUUCUCUUGUUCACCCGAACAUUUCCGCCGAAAAUGUUAAAUGUCGCGACUCAUUGGUCCGGCGUUUCACCGAAAACGCCGUGUCACGUGACACUCGUCCUAAAAGUACGUUCGUUUUCUUUGUCGCAAGACUGUACGCUCGACUCGACGUGUCUGGACUGAACGAGUCAGCCGAAUAUUUUCCCGGGAACGAUAUGCUCGCGAAAGGAAAUUGUCUCGAUGUAAGUCCUGAAGACACGGUAGUGUCUCAUCUCUCGUGCAUCUGUGGACUCGCGCUAACCCCACAAGCCAAGUUGACAAAGUUUCACCGCAGCACCUGUAAAUAAAUCUCGAGAUGAGAGUUAUCACGAAAAUUUGGGAAGGUAAGCAGCUGCGUUGAGAGGUCUACGAAAUACGCGUGGUCGCGACGGCCGCUUGGAAUGCUGCCCGGGCUGAUCGCAAAACUUGCCUCUCACAAUGUUUCCCGCGUAAAUCACGACAAUAGUCUGCUCGCUGCAAGUUCCUGCGUACGGUUUGAUCUUUUCGUUCGACAAGUGCUCUCGAUCAUCUUCAUCUUUAUGCACGAGAAAUAUAUCAUGUUUGCGGAUCAAAUAUAUUCGAAUCGUGUUCAGAUUAUGGAAAUGAUGAACGGGGUUCAAACGGAGGAAGACACGCCGACGAGAACCGUGGAAUUAUUGUCAAGUAGGUGCAGACCCUGUGACUCGGGUGAGAGGUACGAGACGAAUCUUGUUUGCAUUGUAAAAUUUGCUUAUCUUGAGGACAGAUAAAAGAACACGUUGUUUGUCAGUCAGAUUUUUUUUUACUUUACAACAUUUGACAGUGAGUACUGUACUGUAUAAAUUACUUGGGAUACAAGAAAAAGAGAGAGUACAAGAAAAUUUACAAACGAUCAAGUGUGUGUACAUACGUCAGUGUGUAACAGCUAAUUGAUUUUUGUACAAAAAUACAUGUGUACAUUAUCACAGGAGAACGCUACUUGAUUGUCGAUAAUAACAAAAUCUACUUUAUCGACGAUUAACCAGUCGAUAUUGCAGGGAAAUGAGCGUAUCUGUGUUAAAGCGGACACAUGAAUGAAACAACUCUCUAUUAAUAAACUUGAAUUAUUUCCAAUAAUAUUCGCGUAUAACAUCUGAGAAUCUAAUCGCGCAGGAAUAAUCGUCGCGAUAUGCAGCUUUUUUAUCUCGGCAUUCAAACCAGGGAUUCUUUGACAAUCAGCGCGGUGAACGAGCUAGCAAACUUCUUUCAUUUCUCGAUGUACGUACAUUUUGACGGAUAUGACAAGUGUGCGGGUAUCGAGUGCACGCGCACCCGGACUCGUCGAGUUCGCGAGGUCCGCACUUUCGUUUUGCGUCUCGGAAAGAGUAGUACCAGUCAGUCAGUCUCGCUCGUGCGUUCGACCGGGCCGGAACCGGGCGAGGAGUGUCGUGCUGACAUAUGUGAUCGAUCGCGAGGAAAAGAGAGAAAGAGAGAGAGAGAGAGAGAGAGAAUCGCACGCAAACCAUCGUGAUCGCUGCGUCGUCGCGGCGCAACAGAUCGAUCGGGAUGACGACGUUCCUGCGGCAUCCUCGGUAUCCUUGCUAACGUCGUCCGUCGAUGAAGCGACCCCACGAUGAUGCAGGAAAUCCCGGGCGCCGCCGCUGAUUAUCAGCGCGCCUCCUCGAAUUCGGUGCUGCUCAACACCUUCGUUGUGAAGAAGAAGAGAUGUCGCGUGUAUUUCCACCGCGGCACGCUCAUCUGGGAGACCGAACGGUCGCCUUACACCAGAUGGACGCUGCCUCUUACGGACGUUUUGGCGGUGCGCUACGGCGACGACUGGAUACCGGGAAAUGUCAGCGCGAAAGAGAAGCAGUCGUCGCAACCUACCGCGACUUCGCCGACCACCGUGUGCCCGACAAAUUUUAUUCUGCAUUACGCGGUGCGCGGAUCGAAGAACAAAUGGAGACACCACAGCGUCACGAUGAGCCACACGGAUCCGCGACAAGUGGCUUCGUGGGUGAAGACCAUUCGAAACUACCUCCUGGGUCUGACGUAUCGGCCGCGAAAGAUAAUGCUAUUUGUUAAUCCUAUCGGCGGUAAGAAGCGAGGCAUUCGGAUCUGGGAAAAAGAUGUGCAGCCGCUAAUGACCAUCGCCGGCAUCGAAACGAAAAUGAUAGUCACCGAGCGCGCUGGUCACAUUCGUGACACUCUGCUUACGGCCGACUUGAGUGACCUACAUGCGGUGGUAUGUAUUGGCGGCGACGGCACGUUCGCGGAGGUAUUCAACGGUCUGGUGUUGAGGGCGGCGAAAGAUCAGCAGAUCAAUCCCGAUGACCCUGACGCGAGGCUCCCCAACCCCGCCCUGCCUGUCGGCGUUAUACCCAGCGGUAGCACCGACACGGUGGCCUACAGUCUGCACGGCACCACUGAUGUGCAGACUGCCGCGAUACAUAUCAUCUUCGGCGACUCGAUAGGUCUGGACAUCUCGUCGGUUCACAGCAAUCGUAAUUUACUCAGGUUAUAUGCUAGCGUGCUCAGUUAUGGCUAUCUUGGUGACGUGAUUCGCGACAGUGAGAAAUUCCGAUGGAUGGGUCCUCACAGAUAUGAUUGGUCCGGGUUUAAGAAAAUACUCGCGAAUAAGGGUUACGAGGGCGAGAUCGAGCUGCUGUCGGAUCCGUGUCAUCCGGCAAGCAGCACUAGAUGCAUGAUGAACUGUUCACGUUGCCUGCAGCACAUGCACAAUAGCAUUCCCGAUGAAGAAAUUGCUAGGUGGGUGACAGUUAGAGGAAAGUUUUUUAUGGUGAACGGCGCAAACGUGUCGUGCGCGUGCUCCAGGAGUCCGAUGGGCUUCAGUCCUCACUGUCACAUAGGUGACGGCUGCGUUGAUGUGAUAUUAAUUCGACACACAUCUUUGAUAAACAAUGUCAGAUUGUUACUCAGGUUGUCAAGCAAACGAAAGACUUUGUACGAUCUUCCGUUUGUCGAGGUCUUCAGAGCCAGAGAAUUCACAUUCCGUGCUCUAACGACGCUGCAGUCGUCCGAGAACGAGCUCAACAUGGUCCGCUCGAGCUCCCGACUCAGCGUGUGGAACUGCGACGGCGAGGUGAUCGACAGCAGCAAUGUGAAAAUCAGGGUCCACUGCCAGUUGCUGAAGGUUUAUACGAGGCGAUCUCAGGAAUCAGUCCGAGAACCGACGAGCUGCUCAAACUGUUCCGUGUGAGCGAGCCGAACGAGGUCAUCGAAUGAGAUCGCUCGAACGGACUGUCUUCAGCUUCAAGAACGCUCUUACCAGGCGCGAACUUCCUUCCUCCGUUAUCGUGAUAUAUAUUUUACGGUGUAACACACCGCAAAAGAUUCAUUCGCUCUAUUCCUGAUAUUAUUUUUGCAUUGUAUAAGAAAUAUAUUUACGAUUGCACUUUGUGAUCAGUCUAUAUAUUUCAGAGCGCGUCUCACGCGGAAAAAAAAAAAAAAAAACACAAAUUUGCCAUCGGCAGCAACGAAUGAAGCACAAGUCUGUGAAAUUGCUUGUAAUGUUUUACGGAUUUUAUUUGUUAAUUUUAUUUUACGUUGUUGUUAAUUUGAUUUAUAACAGAGGGAAUUUAAUUAAAUUGUUAACUCGAUUAUUGUGAUUAAUUGAAGACCAAGCAUUGCGAGAGCUGGUAUCAUUUCGAUUUAUAAUUUUUGACUACACGUGCGCAGAAAAUCGUUUAUAAUUUUUAUCGUUUAAUUUUAUUAUUUCACUUGAAAACAUAAUUCUUGGUAACAAUAAUUUAUGUAUGCUUUCCGCAAAAAUAAUUGAACAUUCCUUUUGCCGGCAUAAUGUGAAUCACGCCGGCAAGAAAAUGCUAUAAUCAAUUAGAAAUUGCAAUUUAUAUACGCAUUUGGUUGUGUAUAUAUAAAUUUUGUAGAUAAAAAAUUUAUUUAAGAACUCGGAACAAUAAUAUGGUUCUCAAUGUACAACUAUAAAAAAAAGAAAGAAAAACCAGGUCAAUAAAAGAUAGGUAUAUAUUAAAUAUAUUAUACAUAUAUACGUGUGGAUAUUUAAAAAAUGCUUUUUAACGUGAACUACUGCUUAAAUUAUUCGCUUGAUCUUGAUUAGAAUUUCGGAAUCGAUAUCGAAACGUUUGUUAAAAAGCCGAAGUCUGCAUUUAUUGGUCUUGUGGCCAACGUACUUUUACAUUUUGUACUUAAAACAAUUCAUUAUUAACGCUUACAGCUAAUUCAAAGCGCAAUAUAUUGUUACUUAAAUUUAUUGUUAGUUACUUCUCGUCGAGCGAUGUUGUGUGAAUUUAUUACGCGCAAUCAAUUCUUGCAACAUUCGCGAUAACGAAUAUAUUGAGUAACAAUCGAUAUUGCCGACAUUCAAACGUGACUUAUUAAAUUGAAACAUUAAUCAGUUUAGGAAGUUUAAUAAGGAGGUUUUUUUUUUUAUAUUGUUUCUGGCAAUCUUCGUCAGACAAUCAAGGUGCGAGGAUGGUGCCUCAGUCGUACGAAGCCUGAAAUUGUAGGACAAGUUUAAGAGAGCUGGUGCAUUGUUUAGCGAUUAGCAAGUUUUUGACAGUAUUUGUUUGCAAAAGUAUUUGUUGAGUAAGAUAAUUGUAUAUUAAUUGUAUGAUACUAUAUGACACAUAGCAACGAAACAUGAUUAUUUACAAUAUUAAAUCACUGUUUAUGCAAAUUAAUAUUUCACUAUAGAAAAACAAAUUGAUCAAACUGAGUUACAAUCGAGAUACGUUUAAAAGAUGCAAUUGUUUUUCAAUGUGUCAACAUAUAAAAAUGUAAUUUUCUAUUUGUAAUCUACUUCAAUUUUAAUUUAUAUACCGAGAUAUACAUUUGCAUAAACGUCUGGGAUUUAUUAUAAAAACUUUUGAAUUUCUUCUAACAGAAUCUAUCUUUCUCUCUCGAUUAUCACGUGGCGUGAAAUAGAAUAUUCGCAAUUGUCAUUAUCAAGUUUCCUAUUUUUAGUGCUGUAAGUAGGUGCUAGAGUUCGCGUCGUGAUGAAUUAUUGACGUAUAAAAAGGUCGUAAAACCGACGCAAUAAACAGCAUUAUACGAGGCACGUUCUAUACACAGCCUGUCCAUCAAAAAUUGAUCAAGGUUACACGAUCGUCGCUUUUUGUAGAAUCCCCAGUGUCGCAAAUUUAGGAAAGAGUACAGUAUUGUAUAGUUUACUUUAGGAAGACUUAAUUUAAAACGUUGUUUUUUUUUUUUUUUUUUUUU
Molecule: messenger RNA, 5312 nt
Organism: Pseudomyrmex gracilis
Lineage: Eukaryota; Metazoa; Arthropoda; Insecta; Hymenoptera; Formicidae
Gene: Cerk
Product: ceramide kinase
Exons: 11
Coding region: 1726-3312 (528 amino acids)
Molecular function (GO): kinase activity
Source: RefSeq, a predicted model, not a curated record